This is a messenger RNA of Sphaeramia orbicularis (orbiculate cardinalfish), 1818 nucleotides long. RefSeq names its product crystallin, lambda 1 (gene cryl1). Gene Ontology annotation, biological process: fatty acid metabolic process. The transcript has 9 exons. The coding region runs from base 258 to 1208 and encodes 316 amino acids. The record is from RefSeq and is a predicted model, not a curated record. NCBI's taxonomy places the organism in Eukaryota, Metazoa, Chordata, Actinopteri, Kurtiformes, Apogonidae. Gene Ontology annotation, molecular function: NAD+ binding; L-gulonate 3-dehydrogenase activity.
AUCAUCAGUAACUUAAAUUACACGUUAAUUAUAACUUUUGUGCCAAUAACAACAGCUGAUGAUCUCAUGUGUGCGUCAGUGCUCUGUUUGUCACGGGGAAAACACAUUUUGCUAUAUCUGUCAGAGUGUUUUGGGCCUUACAGGCGUCCGUACUGGGUUUCGCCAACGUGACUCUGUGGGGCGGUGCGAGAGAAUUGACAGGACUCUGCAGAAAUAUAAUCGAUAGUCACAGCAGAAGUCUGUGUAAUAGUAUUAAAAUGAACUCAUCUAAUAAGACCAUCACUGUCAUUGGCAGUGGGCUCAUCGGUCGCUCCUGGGCCAUGGUGUUUGCCAGUGGAGGCUACAAUGUGAAGAUCUAUGACAACCAACCUGGACAGGCUGCCAAGGCCAUCAAAGAGAUCAGGAAACAGCUGGAGGAGCUGGAGGCUGCCCACAUGUUGAGAGGGGAGCUCAAUGCCACACAGCAGAUUGCCCUAUUCAGCAACUAUGAUGACCUCGCUCAGGCACUGGAGGGAGCCUUCUUCGUUCAGGAGUGUGUCUUUGAACAACUGGAGGUCAAGCAGAAUGUCUUCCAGGACAUCGAGCGUCUUGCAGGAAAAGACGUCAUCCUGAGCAGCUCCACCUCCUGUCUGGUGCCAAGCAACGUCUUCUCCAAAGUCCAGAACAAAAGUCGCUGCAUAGUCUCCCAUCCGGUAAAUCCCCCCUACUAUGUUAAACUGGUGGAACUGGUGCCUCACCCAGAGACUGCAUCCACUGUUAUGGACACCACCCAUGCUCUGAUGACAGAGGUUGGUCAGGCGCCUGUCCGUCUGAAGAAAGAAAUAGACGGGUUCGCCCUCAACAGAGUGCAGGCGGCCAUUAUUGCAGAGUCCUGGAGGCUGGUCCAGGAUGGCAUCAUCUCAGUCAAGGACAUCGACCUGGUCAUGUCAGAGGGACUAGGAAUGCGUUACGCCUUCAUUGGUCCCAUGGAAACAAUGCACCUUAACGCACCUGAAGGUUUGGAAGACUAUAUGAAGCGAUAUGGGGAAGGCAUACAGAGAGUCCUGACCUCCUUUGGGCCUGUACCAGAGUUUUCUAACGAGGGAGCCAAGACCAUCGUGAAUGAGAUGUGUGAGCUGAUUCCCAGUGACCAGGAGCAUCUGUCUGCCCGGAAGGAGAGGAGGGACCAGCUUCUAAUGAAACUGGCCAAGCUGAAGAAGGAUCACUAAGACAAUCCACAGCGGGUCCAACAUCUGGGAAAGUUGAUUAUACUCAGUGACUUAGUCUGGUAACGGUAACGGUUUUAGUCUCUUCUUGUGACCUCUACCUGAAGCUACUGAGCCUGAUUUAUAGAACAAACAUGAAUUAGACGUGUGUAAUUUCUUAGACAUGUGAGUUUCAGGAGGAUGAAAGAACGUGUCGGAUGAACACAGUAUUUCAUCACAUUUCAGGUUGACAACACAUUUGGUAAAUUGUUCUACAACGAUGAAAUGUUGCCUUAUUAAGUGUUUUCUAUGGAUCUAAUUGUUAAGUCUAAGGCAUCACUACCAAUAUGAGAAAACUGUACAUUCCUUCUAGAUCUACACUAUAUUUUAUCUUUUGAUUAAAACAUGAUCACAAGAUUAAUUAAAGGAGAUUAAUCAAUUCUCUGGUGCUAACCCCAUAUUAUAGCGACACAUUUCAGAAUUACAUCUCAAAGUACAGUAUGUCUUAAAUGAAGACAGUGGAACGAUGCAUGUAUGUCAUUUCGUUUUCAAUUCACUUAAUAAAAUUUUCGUUGUCUUAAUCCUAAUGGGAAGUGGAACAAUACAAUCAAACAUUAUAUAUUUAAAGAGUGAA